Molecule: messenger RNA, 1392 nt
Organism: Pyrenophora tritici-repentis Pt-1C-BFP
Lineage: Eukaryota; Fungi; Ascomycota; Dothideomycetes; Pleosporales; Pleosporaceae
Product: CLP1, GTPase subunit pre cleavage complex
Biological process (GO): tRNA splicing, via endonucleolytic cleavage and ligation
Cellular component (GO): nucleus; mRNA cleavage factor complex
Molecular function (GO): polynucleotide 5'-hydroxyl-kinase activity
Source: RefSeq, a predicted model, not a curated record
AUGAUAUCAUUACCAGGCCUCAACCUAUCGUCGCAGUCUGUCGACCCUCACAAUACGCCCACCUCGACCGCCACACGAACACAAGAACUUGCGGCAAAUACGGAAUAUCGCUUCGAAGUCGCCUUCUCGCAUACCCUCACUAUCAAACUGCAGUCAGGCACUGCAGAGUUCUUUGGCACAGAACUUGCGCCCUCAACGACAUACACGUUUCAAGGGACAAAGGGCGCCAUUUUCACAUGGCAUGGUUGCAAGCUCGACAUUGGCGGGCAAGCCGAGGGAGAAUAUGUUGCUGAGGAGACGCCUAUGAUGAGUGCUGCGAACCUCCACUUCGCGCUGGAAAACCUGCGCGACAAGAGCGUUGCAAGUGGCAGCGUAGAGAUGGGACCCAGAAUACUGGUCGUAGGGCCGGAGAACUCUGGCAAGACGUCACUCGUCAAGAUUCUCACAUCAUACGCGGUCAAGAUGGACAGGCAGCCAAUGGUUGUCAACCUGGACCCUCGCCAGGGCAUGCUCAGUGUACCCGGGUCCUUUUCAGCCGCAGCAUUCUCGUCCAUUGUAGACAUCGAAGAGGGCUGGGGCAGCAGUCCAAUCUCAGGACCCAGCCCUAUUCCAGUGAAGAUGCCAUUGGUAUACCACUAUGGUUUGAAAGACCCGGAGGAAGGCAGAGUAUUCAAGCCGUUGGUCACACGCAUGGCACUCGCGGUAACUAGUAGACUGGAAGAGGACAAGUUGAGCAAGCAAGCUGGCUUCAUCAUUGAUAGCCCAGGCGCCAUCAGUCAAGGGAGGAAUGGUGUCUACGACAACAUAGAACAUAUUGUUUCUGAGUUCUCUGUAAACGUCCUCGUCACCAUAGGCUCCGAACGCCUGUACUCGGACCUCUCUCGCAAGUUUACCUCCCGCCCCGGCAGCGACCCCUCCGAAGCCGUUUCCGUUAUCCGCAUCGAUAAAUCUGGCGGCUGCGUCGACCGAAGUGAGGAAUACAUGAAGACUCUGCGUCACGCCCAAAUCAGAGAAUACUUCUUUGGCAAAGGCGACGAGACACUUGCGCCCAGCAGCCAAAACGCAGAUACUGCCGACCUCAACAUCUUUCGCGUUUCAGACGGCCAUGGAAUUAUUGUCGACGACUACGGCGUUACACAGGAGCGACAGGUGUUUGAUAAGGUCGCACCGACAGAGAGUAUGGAGAACCAUAUCCUCGCUGUCACAACAGCCAGUCCGAAUGAUUCGCAGACUGUCAUCAGGGACAGCAGUAUUAGGGGAUACAUCUAUGUCGCUGAUGUUGACGAUGCCAAGAAGAAGGUGAAGCUCCUGAGUCCUCUGCCAGGACAAACACCUGGGAACGCCAUGAUCUUGGGGAGUUGGCCAGAGGCUGUCGAGGGUCUGGUGGGAUAG